CCCGCCGGCGCGGCCCGCGGCAGAGACCGGGAGAUGCAGAGAGCGGCAGCGCUGGGGCGCAGCCAGGCGGCCGGGCGGGCGUGGGCCAGAGGCUGAGCCGGGCAAGCCGGCCGUGCGCGCAGCUUUGCCCGGCGCCGCUCAGCUUUCUCCCGGGUUCUCGCCGAGACCCUCUCUCCCCUCCCUCCCACACCAAGGUGUCCACCAGUUUCCUCAGGAGACUACAGCGCGUUUUGUUUUUUCUCUCCUAUUUCCCUUGCCUGUGUGCCCUUCUCCAGGAUGGCAGAGGCGGAGCUGCACAAGGAGAGGCUGCAAGCCAUCGCCGAAAAGAGAAAGCGGCAGACAGAAAUAGAAGGCAAACGACAACAGCUUGACGAGCAGAUACUUCUGCUGCAGCAUUCCAAGUCGAAAGUGCUUCGUGAAAAAUGGCUGCUGCAGGGUGUACCCGCCGGAACUGCCGAAGAGGAGGAAGCCAGGAGGCGGCAGUCUGAGGAGGAUGAGUUCCGAGUCAAGCAACUGGAAGAUAACAUUCAGAGGUUGGAGCAGGAAAUACAGACGCUAGAAAGUGAAGAGUCCCAGAUAUCUGCCAAAGAGCAAAUCAUCCUAGAGAAACUCAAGGAGACAGAGAAAUCCUUCAAAGAGCUGCAGAAGAGCUUCUCCAACACGGAUGGAGCUGUGUACGCCAUGGAAAUUAAUGUGGAGACAGACAAACAAACAGGAGAGACCAAGAUUCUCUCUACAUCUACCAUUGGCCCAGAGGGGGUCCAUCAGAGAGGAGUCAAAGUCUAUGAUGAUGGUACCAGAGUAGUGUAUGAGGUGCACUCAGGAGGCACCAUAGUAGAAAAUGGAGUGCACGCGUUAAGUGCAAAGGAAGUUGAAGAGCUUAUUCAGAAGGCUGGACAAUCAAGCUUCAAAGGAGGGCACGUAUCAGAAAGGACUGGGAUGGCUGACGCGGGCCUUGGCCAUCCGAAGGAACACAUGCUCUGCAAGGAAGCCAAGUUAGAAAUGGUCCAGAGGUCUCGCAAAGACAACACUUGUGGGAACCCAGGGCAGCAGGCUCAAGCCCCCAGAGCCGAAGGGCCAGGAGCCAACUUGGAUCAGCCCAUCACCAUGAUUUUUAUGGGCUACCAAAAUAUUGAGGAUGAAGAAGAGACAAAAAAGGUGCUAGGCUACGAUGAAACCAUCAAGGCAGAAUUGGUCCUCAUUGAUGAAGAUGAUGAGAAGUCGUUGCGAGAGAAGACAGUGACGGACGUGUCCACUAUUGACGGGAAUGCAGCAGAGCUCGUGUCUGGCAGGCCGGCCUCAGAUACCACAGAGCCCUCGUCCCCAGAAGGCAAGGAAGAGAGCCUGGCCACAGAGCCAGCCCCAGGAGCCGGAUGGGAGAGUGUCCUGCUAAAGGGAAGUGAAGCAGCCUUGGAUGUCACAGAAUCAUCUGGUCCAGACAUGACGAUCAAGAAGCCUCCCCAGCUUUCCGAGGAUGGCAUCCGGCUAGAAAACGAGAGGGACGACAGUAGUGCCAAAGCCUUGCAGCCUGCUGCCAGCACCCUCCUGCCAGACCACAGCAACAUGGAAAUUGAGGUGUCUGUUGCAGAAUGUAAAGGCGUUGCUGGCGUUACUUCCACUCCCCAUUCUGCAGCUCACCCAUCUCCCUUCUGCUCGCCCCCCCACAAUGGUCUCCUCACCAACCAUCACGAGUCCCUGGAUAACGAUGUGGCCAGAGAGAUCCGCUAUCUAGACGAGGUGCUGGAGGCCAACUGCUGCGAGUCUGCUGUGGAUGGGGCAUACAACGGGACGUCCUCCCCAGAGCCAGGUGCAGCGACCCCGCAGAGCCUCUUCAGUCCCCCAGGCCACGUGGCCAGCCAGCCAGAACCCAUGCAGAGAGCAGCUGGCAGGCAGGUGCCGACACACGCUGCAGACACCAUGGCAGAGGGAGAGAGAGCGAAUGGCCACCACCCUGAGCAGCCCAGAGACUUGCCAGGGGACAGCCCACAGGCCCCUGUGAGCCCCAGCUCCUCCACUGGCUCCCAAGUUGCUCCCCGCAAUGGGGAGCUGACGCUGACCACGCUGAAAAAGGAGGCCAAGUUUGAGUUACGUGCCUUCCACGAGGACAAGAAGCCCUCCAAGCUCUUUGAGGAGGAUGAGCGUGAGAGGGAGCAGUUCUGCGUCCGGAAGGUGCGGCCGUCCGAGGAGAUGCUCGAGCUGGAGAAGGAGAGGCGGGAGCUCAUCCGGAGUCAGGCGGUGAAGAAGAAUCCCGGCAUUGCGGCCAAGUGGUGGAACCCGCCCCAAGAGAAGACCAUUGAGGAGCAGCUGGACGAGGAACAUCUGGAGUCGCACAAGAAGUACAAGGAGCGCAAGGAACGGCAGGCGCAGCAGCAGCAGCAGUUGCAACAGCAGCAGCAGCAACAGCAACAACAGCAACAACAGCAGCAACAGCAGCAGCUGCAAGCCCCAUUGCAGGCCUCCCUGGCCCCCGCCGCCUCCCAGGACCCUUCCGGCCUGUCUGAAAAUACAAAGGACAUCGUCACCGAGCAGAUAGAUUUCUCGGCUGCGCGCAAGCAGUUCCAGCAAAUGGAGAAUUCCCGGCCCACCCUGGCCAAGGGCCAGAGCAACCCCAGGCUGUUCUCCAUCAAGCCUUUUUACAGGCCCCUGGCAUCCCUCCACUCAGAGAGGUCGCUGACCACUGUGAGACCUGUGGCCACCCGGGGUCCUCUGGAGGAUGGUGGUUUAGUAGCCACCAAGGAGCAGAAAUCCCCCAGUGUCCCUGAGAGCCAGCUGGUGGGUGGAAGCCAGGCAGGCACAGCGCCUCAAGGGAAGGAUGGACCCUACAGUGAGCCCUCCAAGCGUGGGCCCUUGUCCAAACUGUGGGCAGAGGACGGUGAGUUCACCAGUGCCCGAGCCGUCCUCACCGUGGUCAAAGACGACGAGCCUGGCAUUUUGGAUCAGUUCUCACGCUCAGUCAAUGUUUCUUUGACCCAAGAAGAGCUCGACUCUGGUUUGGAUGAGUUGUCGGUGCGGUCACAGGACACCACGGUCCUGGAGACGCUGUCCAAUGACUUCAGCAUGGACAACAUCAGUGACAGUGGAGCCUCCAACGAGACAACCAGCGCCCUCCAGGAAAACUCCCUGGCUGAUUUCUCUCUGCCCCAGACCCCGCAGACUGACCCCACCUCCGAGGGCCGAGGUGAAGGGAUCUCCAAGUCUUUUAGCGAUCAUGGGUUCUCCUCCCCUUCUUCCAUGCUGGGGGACUCUCCGUCCGUGGAAGACCCCUUGGAAUACCAGGCCGGCCUGCUGGUGCAAAGUGCCAUUCAGCAUGCCAUCGCUGAGCAGGCAGAGAAGGCGGCGGGCAAAACCAGCCCCGGUGGAGCUGUCCCCCGGGGACCAGAGGUGACCCUGGAGGCAGCUGACAGGGAAGCUUCCAGCUCAGGGAAGCCUCGGGCCAUGUUUGAGCCACCUCAGGUGUCCUCUCCCGUUCAAGAGAAGAGGGAUGUAUUACCAAAGAUCCUGCCUGCAGAAGACAGGGUGCUCAGGGAACCGGGGCCGCCCCAGCCACUGCCCACUGUGCAGCCCAGUGGCCCUGUCAACAUGGAGGAGACCAGGCCCGAAGGCAGCUAUUUCAGCAAGUACUCAGAGGCGGCUGAGCUGCGAAGCACAGCUUCCCUCCUGGCCACACAAGAGUCUGAUGUGAUGGUGGGGCCCUUCAAGCUGAGGUCCCGGAAGCAGCGGACUUUGUCCAUGAUUGAAGAAGAGAUCCGAGCAGCCCAGGAAAGGGAAGAGGAGCUGAAGCGGCAGAGGCAGGUCCUGCAGAGCACACAAAGCCCCAGGGCCAAGAAUGCCCCCUCACUGCCCUCCCGAGCAACCAGCUGCAGAACCGCCCCAGGGAAAAUAGAGAAAGUCAGACCUCCUCCAUCCCCCACAACCGAAGGCCCCAGCCUGCAGCCUGACUUAGCCCCUGAAGAGGCUGCCGGAAGCCAGCGGCCCAAGAAUCUGAUGCAGACCCUCAUGGAAGACUAUGAGACACACAAAUCUAAAAGGCGCGAGAGAAUGGAUGAUAGUAGUGUCCUUGAGGCCACAAGGGUUAACCGAAGAAAGAGUGCUGGCGUUGCGCUGGGAAGCCGGCAUCUAUGCCAACCAGGAGGAAGAAGACAACGAGUGAAUCUCCAGAGUGCUUCUUUGGUACUUGGGAUACCAAGAAACCAAGAAAACAAUGAAUCAAAGCAUUUUAACAGACUAUGGAUUAAAGUGCACACCAACUCAGCAAUCCCAUGUAGACCAGAAGCCGCAAUACACAAUGAUGAAAAAUAAAGCAAAAAGAAAAGUCCACCCAUCACACUCUUGACGCCCAGGAGUGAAAAGAGAAAGGUUAUUUUUGUGACUCAAAGAAUCUACAGUUGAUCCAAAGGGACAAAAACAUGACAGACAAAUCAAGAGCAGGCCAAACCGAGACUGGCCUUGCUGGGUGAUGUGAAUGGACAAGGCCCUAGGGGCGCUCAGCAAGGAUGGGAUCCAGACAGGUGCAGUCUGGGCUGAGCGGCUCUUUCCAUGCACUGGCUUCCCACCCGCUUCUGGGAGCGUCAGGGGUGUUGGGUUAACUCCAUUUUCUCCAGCAGCCAUCUAGUCAAGAGUGUUUCUCUCCAUAUUUGCCCCAAAGAGGCAAUUAUUCCAUUUUGCCUACAUUUAGUUGUUUUUCGUUGGGAAUGACUAAUGGUUACAAUGCAUACAAUCCAUAUUUUAAAAGACACUAUUUCUUCAUCUUGCAAACACAAUCUCUUCUACAUUAGGAGGUUGAGAAGGGGGGAGAAAGCCAAACCAAAUGGAUUGUUCUAGCUUUAGAAUCUUGUCUGCUUAUCAUAAUGACUGAUGUGUAGUUAAUGAAAACUCAUUUUCACAAUUAUGUUUCUUCAUAUGAAAACUAUAUUUAGUGGACAACGUCUAUUUUUACGAUGG
Molecule: messenger RNA, 4941 nt
Organism: Ochotona princeps (American pika)
Lineage: Eukaryota; Metazoa; Chordata; Mammalia; Lagomorpha; Ochotonidae
Gene: PALM2AKAP2
Product: PALM2 and AKAP2 fusion
Biological process (GO): regulation of cell shape
Cellular component (GO): membrane
Source: RefSeq, a predicted model, not a curated record